GCUGCUUAGCUCUCUGCUGCUCUGGGGCUCCUCUUCAACCCAAGAGGAGCAGAUAGGAGCCCCGGGGAGCCGGGUGACAAAGUGGCCACGACCGCUGCGCAGGCGCAAGUGCGGGGCCUCGCGGCCUCUAAACACUGAAGGGCGCCUGCGCAAACGGAGGUUCUCGGGAUGGACACGUGGGGGCGCCUGAGCGAGGAUAACAGUAAUAAAUUUCGUAGUAACGUAUCCGUCUCGUCGUCUUUGCUGUUAUUUCAUGAUUUGCAACGUACGGCCCUCUUCAUUGCUUCUGCGUGGACUCUCACGGCAGUCCUACAAAUGGAACAACCAGCUCCCAAGCCUCACAGUGUAGAGGACCAGAGAAGGCUCAGGACCGGGGCCUGGCGCCCCGGCCCUGCCUCUGACCUGCUGGGUAACUGCGGUAAUUCUGUUCCCUCAGGGAGCUUAAACUUCGUCAUUUGUACAUGAGGCCAGGUCAUUGAGAAGAUCAAAUGAGAACCUUGGGCGAAAACUCAAUUCCCGAGGAGUGUGUAAAGGCGAAAGACGAUUAUAGUCAGGAGAUCACUGACUGAGGGACCCAUUUCCUUGAUCUACAGAUUGCAAAACUGAGCACCCGAAGAGGAGCAAGGGCUUGCCCCAGGCGUGGCCGUCUGGCACCAAAGGUUAAAGCGCCACCAUUUUGCCAUUAGUCCUGGAACCCUCCCUUGCUCCAGUGAGGACCCGUGUCUUUGUUGGAUGCGGGGUUAGAGAGACCAAGCAUACCCCUGACCCGAUGGAGACAGUAGAAGGAAAGAUCUGGAGAAUCCUGGAGGACAAGAACAGUGCUGCUGGAGUUGGAGUGCAGCCCAGGCUUCUCAGGACAGUGGCCCAGGUCCCAGGAAGGUGGCGUCAGCAUCUGCAGCCGCGUCGACGCUAUCGGAGCCUUCGCAGAGGACCCAGGAGAGCCGGACUAGGACCAGGGCCCUGGGCCUCUCCACACUCCCCAUGGCCUCCACAGAGCCCCAAGGGCCGCGGCCGGUCCUGGGCCGGGAGAGUGUCCAGGUGCCCGACGACCAGGACUUCCGCAGCUUCCGGUCCGAGUGCGAGGCCGAGGUGGGCUGGAACCUGACCUACAGCAAGGCCGGCGUGUCUGUGUGGGUGCAGGCUGUGGAGAUGGACCGGACUCUGCACAAGAUCAAGUGCCGGAUGGAGUGCCGCGACGUGCCAGCCGAGACGCUCUACGAUGUCCUGCAUGACAUCGAGUACCGGAAAAAGUGGGACAGCAACGUCAUUGAGACCUUUGACAUCGCCCGCUUGACAGUCAACGCAGACGUGGGCUACUACUCCUGGAGGUGUCCCAAGCCCCUGAAGAACCGUGAUGUCAUCACCCUCCGUUCCUGGCUCCCCAUGGGCACUGAUUACAUCAUUAUGAACUACUCAGUCAAACAUCCUAAAUACCCACCUCGGAAAGAUUUGGUCCGAGCGGUCUCCAUUCAGACGGGCUACCUCAUCCAGAGCACGGGGCCCAAGAGCUGCGUCAUCACCUACCUGGCCCAGGUGGACCCCAAAGGCUCCUUACCCAAGUGGGUGGUGAAUAAAUCUUCUCAGUUCCUGGCGCCCAAGGCCAUGAAGAAGAUGUACAAGGCGUGCGUCAAGUACCCUGAGUGGAAGCAGAAACAUCAGCCGCACUUCAAGCCGUGGCUGCACCCGGAGCAGAGCCCGCUGCCGAGUUUGGCGCUGUCGGAGCUGUCGGUGCAGCACGCGGACUCGCUGGAGAACAUCGACGAAAGCGCCGUGGCUGAGAGCCGCGAGGAGCGCGCGGGCGGCGCGGGCGGGGAGGGCAGCGACGACGACACCUCGCUCACCUGAGCGCGGCUUCGCUGCAAGCACCGGACCGGACAAGACGGGCCGGGCCCGGGGACCGCGGGUCCUCCCGCACUCUCUCCCCUCCACCCCCGCCCGCGCCUCGGGGGGCACUGGGCUCGGGCCCAGGCGAGUGCUGCGGCCCUGCUGGACACAGCCCCAAUAAACGAUCCCACAGCCUCA
Molecule: messenger RNA, 2022 nt
Organism: Oryctolagus cuniculus (rabbit)
Lineage: Eukaryota; Metazoa; Chordata; Mammalia; Lagomorpha; Leporidae
Gene: STARD10
Product: StAR related lipid transfer domain containing 10
Cellular component (GO): cytosol; intercellular canaliculus; membrane
Molecular function (GO): lipid binding
Source: RefSeq, a predicted model, not a curated record